AUGCUAUGCCUGUGUUGUGUUCCUGCUAUUUUUUCCUUGUCGGUAAGGAGAUACAUUGACCAAGCCGUUGAGGGAAAUGGAGGGGUUCUUGGAGUAGGCAUUGAAGCUGGUGCGAGACAUAAUGUUGCCAUUGAAGCAAUUGUUGGAGGGGGCGUUGAAGAAGGUGCAGGACAAAAUGUUGUUGAAGCAAGUGCUGGAGGGGGCAUUGGUCUUUUGAGCAUAGGUCUCAGUUGUUGA
Messenger RNA from Prunus armeniaca (apricot), 237 nucleotides. NCBI's taxonomy places the organism in Eukaryota, Viridiplantae, Streptophyta, Magnoliopsida, Rosales, Rosaceae. The record is from the annotation of a GenBank genome assembly.